AUGCCCUUGUGGCAUCUCAGGCUGCAUUACAAAGAGGAGGUCAAGGGAGGUGAUCCUUCCUCUCUACUCAGCACUGGUGAGGUACACCUGGAUCUACUUCUGGGUUCUCCAGUCCAAGAAAGAUACAGAGUUACUGGAGCAGGUCCAACGCAGAGCCACAAAGAUGACUUAGGAGGUCCUGGAAUCUUGACCCGAACUCUGCUCAAUGCAGGUGUUAGAGUGGUAGCUCUAGAAAGUAACUCAGCUUUUCUUCCAAACUUACAGUCCCUAGAGAAUAGCCUGGAUGGACAAUUAAAGGUAAUUUACGGUGACUUCUUCAGACUGGAUCCUUUGGUGACUGGAACAGUGAAACCACCUGCUAUGUGUUCUGACAAACUUUUUGAAACCAUGGGUGUAGCAGCAGUUCCUUGGAGGGCAGAUGUACCUGUGAAAGUUUUUGGAAUCUUACCACAGAAAAAGGAAAGGAACACACUUUGGAGGCUUCUUUUUGCCCUGUAUGAAUGCAGUUCCAUAUACAAAUAUGGAAGAGUAGAACUCAACAUCUUUAUAAGUGAAAAAGAGUACAAGGUAUUGACAGCAAAGCCUGGGGAAGCAAGGGCUUACCAAGCACUUACUGUACUUUGGCAAGUAGGAUGUGAAAUUCAGCUACUGCAUAUGGAACCUUGGUCAUCAUUUGUAACUAAUUUGAAAAACGGGGGACUGGCAGUACCAAAAAGCAUGUGGCUGCCAAAUGACCAUUUAUGUUUGGUACGACUGACUCCUCAUCAAAAUCUAUUUACAGGAGGCUUGAAGCCCACAAAUUCAGCUACCUUUAUUUUCAUGGUGAAACAGUGUCUUGCUAAACCCAAGUCUAGACUUACUGAUAGAUUAAAUUCGUGGAGCUUGGACAAUGGUGGCAAAUUACUGAGAGAGCUAGAAAUUCCAAAAAAUGCUGAAACACGUGACUUAUACCCAGAAGAUUAUAGGCGUCUUUUUGAGGCGUUGCAAAACUCUAGUAUGUUUACUGAAACCUGGUUCCAUGAUGAAGUCUUGGAAAGUAUAAGAAACAUAAACUUAUAAAUCUAAUGCUGCUGUCUUUUGGAAGAUCACCUUUGCUUCUGGAAGAUUACUUUGAUAAGAAAUGAUUUAAAUAAAAUCAGAGAUAUUGUUAGCUAGAUGAUUUCCUGUCCAAACAGGAAAAUAAAUUUAGCAAGUAACAGGAGCCCUUCUACAUGGGAUGAAAGUAACGGAUUUGCAGUUA
Messenger RNA from Charadrius vociferus (killdeer), 1240 nucleotides. It is a transcript of the gene TFB2M, whose product is annotated as transcription factor B2, mitochondrial. Bases 1 to 1059 code for a protein of 352 amino acids. Gene Ontology annotation, molecular function: rRNA (adenine-N6,N6-)-dimethyltransferase activity; mitochondrial transcription factor activity. Gene Ontology annotation, cellular component: mitochondrial matrix. Gene Ontology annotation, biological process: transcription initiation at mitochondrial promoter; rRNA methylation. Lineage: Eukaryota; Metazoa; Chordata; Aves; Charadriiformes; Charadriidae. The record is from RefSeq and is a predicted model, not a curated record. The transcript has 8 exons.